AAGGCGGCACCAGGUCGGGGUGGGUAGGUAUGCCCUCGGGCUUUGGGUUCGAGGGAGUCAACUCUCUUGAAGCGUAGGGACUGCUGGGGGACGGCUGUGGAAAAGUAAGCAGGGAUGGCAAUGAGCCUGGGAUGCUUGCGAGCGCGGGUUAUAAGCUCGACAAUCGCGCGUCAUUCCCCUGCCUCCCCCGCCGAGUUCCGGGAUGGUUCACGCCAGCAGCGCGCGAGGCUUGAAGAGCAGGACGUGGCGCGCUUCUGUUAGGCAGCUUCCCGUCAGCGCGGCCCUAUGGAUUCCCAGCUGGUUGAGGCUCGCGCUUUGGAAGCCGAGAUCACCGCUUUGAGGCGGGCGUGCGUGGAGCCGCCGGCGCCCGGGGAAGACACCUCCCGAGUUCGAAAAUCAUUUCGAGAAACAUACCAAGCAGAUUCUGAAGGAUGGGAAUUGUCAAAAGAUCUGAGAAGUCAUCUUGGACAUUUAGAAUCAGAAAUUCAGUUUCUAAGUACGCUUACUGGCAUCAGUAUAAGACAUUACUCCAAGAAGACAGAGGACCUAACGAGCACUGAGAUGACAGAAAAGAGUAUAAAGAAAGUUCUGCAGAGACACAGAUUAUCAGGAAAUUGCCACAUGAUUACGUUUCAACUUGAAUUUCAACUUCUGGAAAUCCAGAAUGAGGAGAGUUUAUCUUCUGUUAUUACUGACCUCAGCAUAAUAAUGGAACCCACCGAAUAUUCAGAAUUAAGUGAAUUUGUGUCUAGAGCAGAAGAAAGAAGAGAUCUGUUUAUGUUUUUCCGAAGCCUACACUUCUUUGUGGAAUGGUGUGAAUAUCGUAAGCGCACAUUUAAACGUUUCAAGGGAAAGGAUACACAUAAACAUCAGCCAGAGGAAGGGACGCAUUGGACAGAGUCUAUGAGGGUUCCAAGUGCAGAGCUUCCAUUGUUCUUAGGAUGCGUUACCCGCCCAGCAUUGGUGUAUGACAAGGAAUAUGGGUAUUGCCAACCAGGAAAGCACUACUGAGCCUCACAGUUCAGUUUUUACUGGGGCUUCAUUACAUAUGCAUGAUCAAUUGAGUAUCCCACAUGGUUGAACUCUGCCCCCAGGUUGACUGAUACUAUAUGACACAUCCUAAAUCACAUGGUUGUCUUUCUGGCAUGGCCAACCUAAGACUAUUUGGUAUGGCCCGUCCCACCCUAAGAUUGGAUGUGUUAACCAGCAUUCUAAACAAAGAUAGAGAUUACCUCCUAGAAGCUGACAGCAAAGCCCAAACCCCUCUUUGGUGUCAAAUUCUUUACUACAUAGUUUCCAGUAUAAAAUAUGUUCCAAAGUUAGAUUGUUUUCUACUCCAGAAAGAACUAUUGUGUCCUGGUAGAAAGCUGUUUAGCUUUCACUGAACAGUAAUAAAAGGUGAAAGCUAAGGCUCAAGAGCAGGCAUUUAUCCAAAAUUGAGAGGGUUAUCUCUGUGGAGUUCUUUUUGGUGACCCUGCCACAUUAUCCUUGGUAUCUUUAUAGGGUUUUAUAUCUUUGAAGGUGUCCCAGAAUUUUGCCUUGUGUAGUCAUCUCCCCUUCAGUGUGGGAAUGACCUCUGACUUGUUUCUAAUGAACAUUCUAGGAUUUUAUGGGAAGUCUAUGAUUUGAAUCUCUGUCUCAAGUCUCUGCUUAUGCCUGAAGCCUAGUUGUUUGGUCAAAUGAGAUAAAGAUGUAGUUGCUUGGUCAAAUGAGAUAAAGAUGCGAACCCAAGUACUUCCCGGACUAAAGGCUUAAGUUUAAAGGGAGGGGAAUUAUGACUCAAUAUAAAGAAGGGUUAAUGUUAAAAAUUUAUCGUAUUUGUGAUUUUAAUUUUUCUGAGUAGUACAUAAGUCUAGGUAUAAUAAAUUUGCAACCUAAACAUGUAAGGACAGACAUAUCCAUAAAUGCCGUGCUAUUUACUUGCUAGGCAUACCAGGUUAUACUUAUUUAGGAAAUUGGAAUGCGUAAGAAACUUUGGAUUUUUAGCGGUUAUGAUUUAAUUUUGUUUCCAGCUGCUGUUAUUCUUUAUUUCUAAGAUUUAGAAAAGAUGUAUUUGGAAUCAGGAAAUUGGGGUUUUAGUUCUAGCUUUCCAUGGGUCAUAUGAAUCCUUUGCUAUAGUAAAAGUAUACAGAAGAGACAGGUUCAUUUCUUCUGUUUUUUCCCCAUGGAAUUGGUUUAGUAUGUUACGUGAUAUGCAUACAUCUGCAUUUUGGGUUAGUGGUUCCAACUUGAGGAAUAAAGUAAAAAUGUAUAGUUUUCAGGUAAUAUUUAAACACAUGCUAAACAUUCUCAACCAGUAUUAUUAUAAGCAAAUUUAUUAAAUAUCCUUUAUUUUUAUUUCCUUUCUAAUAUGUUUGCUAAUUAAGCUUGGGUUCAUGGUAUGAUUUGGAUUUAUUUGUUAGUGGUCACAAACACACACAGUUCAGCCUCAGAGCUAAUAUAGCUAAUACCUUGAAGUGUAAUGAGAAAAUUGAUGAAUUUUCAUCUUUUUCUUUCCUGAUAUAAAUAUAUCAUCUGGUUUUGUUUGCAGCUCUGGUAGGAGGUAGAACUUUAUUCUUCCAUCCUCCUAGGGAAAGCAUUGGUGGUUAUUUGUUUUGUUUUCUUUUUAAUGAGAAAUACUUGGGGUAGGCAUGAGUUCCUCUGGACAUUUUUGAGUAACAAAAGAUGGUUGUUAACCUGCCUCCUUACUUGGCCCUGCAGCUGGAGGACAUUUUAUGACGUGUUUAUAUAUACAUGCCUUUAAAGGGAGAGCAGAGGUGACCUCUUCUUCCUAAUAGACAGGAAGAGUUUGACUACUCUAGCCAGAGGAGCCAGGCAGCCAAGUGCCUUCUGAGGGAGGGAGGGAACUCUGCUUCCCACCCUUGUAGGCCAUCUAGAGGUGCUUUGGAAGCUGAACCAUCAAAUAAUGACUUGGAAUAUGUUUGUGGUGGGUAUAUGAUUUAAGCUCCCUCCUCUCUCUCCCUAAUGAAAUCUUUAGUAAAUUCUGUCUUGUUUACUAGUCUUUUGUACAAGUGGAACCUUGCAAGGAACCUGAAGGAUGCUAACUCCAUUCUAGAGGUUCCCCGAGAGAGCUCCAAGGCAUGCGAAGCACAGCUGAUGGCUGGGGGCACAUAUAUCCAGUGGGCUGCUGGGCUGGACAUACUGCAGUAAUUACUGCUUGUAGGGUACCUGUAACUGGCAUGCAGUUUGUUAAAUGCUUUGGUAUGUAUACUAUCUCUACUUGUCCUUAUAACAGCCCUGUGAGAACCACCUUCCUUACAGAAAUGCAGAAAGGGAGGCUUCAAGAAGUAACUUACUCAGAGUCAUCUUGCUUAGUUACGAGUGUGAAGUCAGGCUUCUACCAAGGUAUAUCUGAUUUCAAGUUCCUUGUUACGAACUGCUAAACUGUGCAGGUUUUUUCUUCACUAAGCCUAUUCAUUGAAGAUUAAAAUGUAUUUUCAUUUGUCAAUUUAGGAGGAGAUAAAAAUAGGUGCUCCAGAAUUCUGAAAAUUUGGAGGGUUUUAACUGUGCAAGAGGUGAAAUAAGUAAUUACCACAUCUUUAUAUUAAUAUCACCGUAGGACCUGUUUUCUCCACUCUUGCCAAUCAGUCCCUACUCACACAUCAAAGUACCAUCUCUUUGAAGCCUUCAACUGCUUCACAUCCUGGCCAGAAAUAAAGUCGGCAUAUCUGUGUUCACAUCAUGUUUCAGUUACUGCCACAUUGUAUUUCUUUCUUCCUUUUGUUAGAGUGAGUUAUUAGAUUUUAUUGUCUCUGUUAAAUUUUUAAAUAACAGCUUUAUUGAAAUAAUUCACAUCUCAUGCAAUUCACUUUUUUAAAGUGUACAAUUCAAUAGUUUUUAGUAUUUUCAAACUUGUACAAUCACCACUGUAAUCAAUUUCAGAAUAUUUUCAUCACCCCCAAAAGAAAGACUCUAUCCAUUGUCAGUCAUCCCCCAGUUUCCCUUUAUUCUCCUGCCCCCCAACCCCAGGCAGCCAAUAAUCUUUCUGUCUCUAUAGACUUGCCUCUUCUAGACAUUUUAUAUAAAUGGAAUCAUACAGUAGGUGGUCUUCUGUGACUGACUUCACUAGCAUAACGUCUUCAUGGUUCAUCCAUGUAGUAACAUGUAUCAGUACUUCAUUCCUUCUUUUGGCUGAAUAAUUUUCCAUUGUGUGGAUAUACCACAUUUUGUUUAUCCUUUCAUCAGCUGAAGGACAUU
This is a messenger RNA of Aethalodelphis obliquidens (Pacific white-sided dolphin), 4197 nucleotides long. It is a transcript of the gene CENPP, whose product is annotated as centromere protein P. Gene Ontology annotation, biological process: CENP-A containing chromatin assembly. Bases 286 to 1011 code for a protein of 241 amino acids. The record is from RefSeq and is a predicted model, not a curated record. Gene Ontology annotation, cellular component: nucleus; chromosome, centromeric region. NCBI's taxonomy places the organism in Eukaryota, Metazoa, Chordata, Mammalia, Artiodactyla, Delphinidae. The transcript has 6 exons.